Messenger RNA from Corythoichthys intestinalis (scribbled pipefish), 1832 nucleotides. RefSeq names its product arylformamidase (gene afmid). Lineage: Eukaryota; Metazoa; Chordata; Actinopteri; Syngnathiformes; Syngnathidae. The transcript is spliced from 11 exons. The record is from RefSeq and is a predicted model, not a curated record. Gene Ontology annotation, molecular function: lipase activity. The coding region runs from base 149 to 1030 and encodes 293 amino acids.
AAAAUCGUAUAAUGGAUCUCUAUGGGAGUGUCGUAACCCGCAGUAACGUACUCUUCAUGGGUCUAAAGUUCAAACUAGACCACACUACUGCUGUCUACUGAUGAUUUUAGUCAUAUCUAGAGAGUUUCGAUAAAAACUGCUUCAAGGGAUGACAUCCUGGACUGUCAUGACGAAAGAUGAGCUCGAAAGGCAGUAUUCACCCAGCCGGUGGUCACACAGGAUGGCGGCAGACGAUGUGAUCAAGGCCCACGUCAAGGCUUUAAAGGAAGGAACAGAGCGUGCACGCAAUCUCGCUCAAACGUUACUCAACGUGCCCUAUGGAGAAGGUGAAGGCGAAAAACUAGAUGCCUACAUCCCAACCACCAACUCCCUCGACGUACCUCUUGUUAUUUACUUCCAUGGAGGAUACUGGCAAUUUCUCAGUAAGGAGGAGUCCGGAUUCAUGGCAGUCCCACUCAUUGAGAAAGGCGUAGUAGUGGUGGCGGUGGGCUACGACAUUGCCCCCAGAGGUAACAUGGACUUGAUGGUCUCUCAGGUGCGCAGAAGUGUCGUGUCAGUCGUGCAGCAGUAUUCUCAUAUCAGCGGCUUGUAUCUGUGCGGGCACUCUGCCGGCGCUCACCUGGCUGCCAUGGUUCUUUCCACCGACUGGUCGCAGUAUAGCAUCAUACCUCAAAUCAAAGGUGCUUUUCUUGUCAGUGGUAUCUAUGACCUCUUGCCCAUCUUGUCUACAUACGUGAACGAACCAUUGAAAAUGACUGAGGAGGUUGCAAUAAGAAACAGCCCCAGCAAGUUGAUCCCACAGCUCAAACUCUCCUCCUCAGGCUGCCACAUUGUUGUAGCUGUCGCUGAGAAUGACUCACCAGAGUUUCGCAAGCAGUCAGAAGAUUACUACAAUACUCUGAAGGCAACUGGACUGAAUGCAACCUUGGAAGAUGUGUUGAACACUGACCAUUUCAGUAUCAUAGAGCAGCUAGUUGAUGGCAAUUAUCAUCUCACAAAGCUCCUGGUGAAGAUGAUGGGGAAAAGCUGAGGUGGAAGUGUCAUCUAUCGACUUACAUACAUGUGUCCAUAUGGAAACAAGAUGUGUGAUGAUAGUUACAGCAAUCAUAGACGCUUUCUGUGUUAAAAACACAUUUUUUAGAUUUAUAUGCCUCACAUUCAAACUUUGUGGUUUUACCAUCACUUGAGGCGGCCUGAAAUGGGGGCAGAUUUGACCUAGUUUUACACAGGCUGUGUCAAUUACAUUAGAUCAUGUUAUCUAAACUUCAGUGUUGCAUUGUUUUGAUUAGACUCACCCAUACUUGGUUUGAGAAAAUAACACUGUGAAUGUAGCAUUUAAAUUUACUUAUUGACGGCGAUAGAUGUAUUUCAACUGAGAAAUGUUGGUAUCAAUUGAUCGCUGCCCCCCAUCAGUCAAAAUUGACCAGACAUCUAUGUUGGGUGGCCAUUUCUACAACACAAAAAAGUUGUACACUUUGUGGUAUUUAGUCAGGAAAGAAAAUUGCAACAUAAAACUCAAGCUUACUUCCCAAAAAUAGUACAAAUUUCAACUGUACAUCUUAACAAACAUGAAUUCAUUUUCCAUGCCACAAGCACACACUGUGUUUUCAUCUGUGUGAUUUUGACAAAGAUCAGAUCACAUUUGAUGGCGAUUUAAUGCAGAAAUGUGAGACAUUCCAAAAGGUUUCGAUACUUUUUCAUACCACUGUAAAUGCAGCGAACAUUGACAAACACAGUGAAGUGUGUUGCAUUCAAGUCCAAUUUAAAAAGGAAGGCAUACAGUGCCUUGCAAAAGUAUUCGGCCCCCUUGAAUCUUGCAACCUUUCGCCACA